Molecule: messenger RNA, 6193 nt
Organism: Centropristis striata (black sea bass)
Lineage: Eukaryota; Metazoa; Chordata; Actinopteri; Perciformes; Serranidae
Gene: fam168a
Product: family with sequence similarity 168 member A
Exons: 8
Coding region: 324-1004 (226 amino acids)
Biological process (GO): positive regulation of base-excision repair
Source: RefSeq, a predicted model, not a curated record
CCGAUGUUGUAUUAUGGAGGGCAGGAAUGUCCAUGUGUCGACUUACUAGUUGUUCGUUUUUUUCUGUCUUUUUUUUUCCUCCUCCGUAUCCUUUCAAUUGUCCUCCGUGGUGGCUACAGUGGGAGAACUAGCGGGCUAAGCUAACCGAGCUAGCUUAAACAGCGGAAUCCAACGGCUACUAGUUAACGGUUUGUCGUUAGUGGUUUGCCGUUAGUGGUUUGCGUCCAGGCGGUAAAAGCAGCUGCUGUUGUCCCGGUGCUGUCCGCUCUGACCUACUAUUUGCAUAUCCACUUCCACUCCUUCCUCAUUUGCAUACAGCAAGAAUGGCGAGCGGGCAUCCCACAGACAAAUUCAGUUUCAUGUAUCAACCAGACACGCACAAGAGUAAGAACAGGUUAGCUUCAGCUAUGAAUCCAGUCUACAGCCCCGUUCAGCCUGGCACCCCAUAUGGAAACCCUAAGAACAUGGCCUUUGCAGGCUAUCCAGGAGGGUAUCCUGCCACGGCUCCCACCUAUACACCCAACCUCUAUCAAACAGGCAGUCCUGGGUAUCCACCAGGAUAUACUUCAGCAGGCACCCCGUACAAAGUGCCCCCCACUCAGUCAAAUGGAGCGCCCCCUCCCUACACCCCGACCCCCACCCCAUACCCAACAGCCAUGUACCCCAUCCGCAGUGCCUACCCUCAGCAGAACAUAUACGCACAGGGAGCGUACUAUACCCAGCCAGUGUAUGCGGCUCAGCCACAUGUGAUCCAUCACACCACCGUGGUGCAGCCUAACAGCAUCCCCUCCACAGCCCUCUACCCCGCCCCGGUCCCUGUACCUGCCCCCCGCAACAACGGCAUGGCUGCCAUGGGGAUGGUAGCUGGGACAACCAUGGCCAUGAGUGCAGGGACACUGCUUACAACGCCCCAGCACGCCCAGAUUGGAGGACACCCAGUUACUGUGCCAACCUACAGGCCCCAGGGGACACCUGGGUACAGCUACGUACCGCCUCACUGGUAGAGCCCACCCAUCAUAUCUGGAGUCCACCAUCGUAUGCAACUGCUCAAAUCUUACACGGGCUCCCACUGGUAACCAUGGGAACUCGGCACCUGUCUGCAAGAACAAAACUAAAGUGCAACAGCCACUUUACUAUUAUUGUUAUUGUUAGUAUGCGACAUUCUCUAACGUUUUUACAAAAAGCUGCUUUUAUUAUUUUUUUUUCUCUGUUCAUUUGCCAACCAGUCAUUACCUUAUUUUGUAUGGCUAUUUUUUAUUUUAUCUCCUCAUUUUCUUUUGAUGUGUCUGUCAUUGGAACUCCAGAAGGACUCUUGACCAAUCACGGGUGUCAGUUGCUCCUGUUUCUGUGUUGUGCUGGUGUGUGUGUGGUCCUUCCUGCUGCUGCUGCUGCUCAGUUGGCUGGAAAAUAUUGGGCACUUAUUCCUCAUUAUCAUCUCCAUCAGUCACUUCAAAGACAUAUUGACUUAUGCUGCCAAAUUUCUAACAACUAGAUCUCAGCACAGGGUUUCAGCAUAAUAACCAUUUUAGUUAUCGGGUUAUUUAAUUUUUUUGAUUAUCUUUCUUUUUACCAUACUCGACAGAAUUACGUUUUUUACCCCUACCUUCCCUUCCCCUUUGUCUCUUUUUAUCAGCUUCGUUUAAUUUUCAGUUUAUUCUCAGUCGUCUUCCAGCGCAUAGCUGUAUGUCCGGCAGUAGUCAGUCCGUCAUCCCCGUUGUUACGUCUCCAUGUUCGUGCUAUGAGCAGAGCACUUACAGACCAUUACCCAUCCCGCUGCGUGUCCCACUCUUUCCAUACUAACAUAGUACACACUAAAAUAAAAAAACUCCUACUUCAUGCCACAUACUAUGCAGGCUAGUAUGUUGUGACACUAUCUAAAUCUUAACCUUAGAGUAGGUCAAUGCCUUUAGAAAAUGUAAGAAUAUUUAUAAUAACUGUCAACAGCAUGGGUGGUCGUGCACACUUUCUUACACACAAGCACACACACACACACACACACACUCAGACACACACAGGGGCUCCUGUGGUGGAAAAAACACAUGAUCACUUAGUGGCACUUACUUUAUAAAACCUCCAGCUACGUUGUUACUGAUCAACAAAAGCAAACACACACACACACACACACACACACACAUGAACAUUGGUCUGUAGCGGUGUGCAUGGCAGGCAGCAGAGAAGGAGUUUAAAGGGAUUGUGUUGGCGCAAAGAGAGAAGAGCAGGAUGAGUCAGGGAGAGCAGACGAGGAAGUAGGAGGAGGAGCUGGCAUAUUCACAGUCGGGUCAUUUCAUUUCAAGGUACAAGACAUUUUGUUUGUGGCGUCUCACCUGCAAGAGAGCACACAAACACUCAAGUUAAAACCACGCUAGUUUUUGCACUACAUGUGUUGUACAUUGAUUCCUCACUGUGAUUACAUCACCUCCUCCUCCCUUCCAGACAAGGACUUUGUAACCAAACACUUAACAAAUAGUAACCCAGACUCUUUUGAGGAUACAGGUAAAAAAUGGACUAGUGGAAAAAAAAACAACCUGUUGAUAGAUGGACAGAUAGGAUUUGGUGCGCUCGUUCAUUCCACAGUUCUGUGAGUGCUGAAAAGACCAAACACUGAUAUUAGUGGUUUUUGCACCACAUUUGGGAAGAUAUGUGUCCAAUCAGAGGGAUCUGGUGUGUAAACACCUGGUCCGUGUCAUGGGGAUGAUUUGUAAUUCUCUGAAUUUGGGUCCAAAUUUUUAAUUCAAUGGAUAUUUACAUGUGAAUUUCAAGAGCACUGAAGUAAAAAAAAAAAAAAAGUGCUGGUUUUAGUGUUCAUGGCUACAACAGUUUAAGAAUUUUAAGAUAUUUCAGCGAGAGCGCAGAGCCGUGAUGAUGCCAUGUCACUCAGUCGCUUGGUUUUUAACCAGUUCAGUCCAGUUGGCUUUUGGGAGUUUUUAGUAGUUUCAAUAAAAACAAGAUUAAUCUAUUUCUUCACUGUCUUUUUUUUUUUUUUUUUUUUUUUUGUUUGUUUGAAACACAUCUGCUUUUACUGACUGCAUUUCAACAUAAUUGUUUCUUUUGUUUUUAAAUCCAGCAUAAUAUUUUGAGGAUUAUAUUUGAGCCAAUGAGACAUGGACCAUGUACAGCCAUUUUCUGUUGCCUUUUAAUGCUUACACAUGUAAAGGCAUAUAUUCGGACGGCAGUAGGAUGACCCAUCCUAAUCAAACACUACUAACAUACCUGGUAGUGGUGGUGGGGUUCAAUAUGUAGGUGAGGCCUGUGGCAUUUUUCAGGAUUUACACACAAACACACACACUAAAAAAAAAAAAAGACUCAAAUGAAAACUUCAUAAUCUGUAAAGUACAGAUUUGUAUAACAAAAAGCAUUUACUGCGUGGGUAUGUAGAUGAAGUGGUUUGAUAUUGCAAUAAAAUAAGAGGGAAUGCCUCCAACUGUUAACAUACAGUGAUUAUUUUAUCAGCGUUUUGAAUUGAUUUUUAAAAAAAAUGCUUAUUGUUGUAAUCUCUAAAUAUGGAUUACAGGCUCUAUAUGCAGCCUCCAUUCAAUAAUUAUUACAGUUACUGCUAAGAAGAGAUGUAGAACAUAUCAAAAAAUUUGGGUAUUGAAUAACUUUGAGGAAAUAUUGCACAACAUAAGACAAAAAAAAACUUGACUAUAAUUUAAUGCUAAGUAACAGGUACUUAGGCUUUGUAGUGCAGGAGGGAGGAAGAAGCAAUUUAUAUUGUAAUUAAAAAUAAAACAAUAAGGUCGAGUGUUUGAGGUAUUCUUAGUCCAGAUGUUUGUACACUAGUAGGUUAAUUCUCAAGAAAAUAUUGCAUAAUGCCGCUGUCGGAUGAAAACUGUCAGAUCUUUGAGCCUUAUUUUUAAAGCGACCCUUGUAUUUUAGAAGAUAUCGAGUGAAUUUUAUCGGGUCAAAGUGUUCCCACCACGUUAAAGAUCUUGUACAUUUUAACUCAAGCCAGUAAAACUGAAAAGAAAACAGAAAGUUGGGUUUUCUUGCGACAGCAGUAAUGUUACUCGUCAUUAGGAUUUAUUUAACCAACCACUACUUCUGUCAGUAUUUCAAUUAAAUCUUUUUUUUUUUUCUUUCCCUCUGGUCAAUUGAGCAUAAUGGGUAUGCAUAAUAUUCAGGUGUAUUUCACUAUAGCAUUGGAUCUCUAAGUUUUAAAAAAAAAUGCAGUAUAUUUAUACAGCAAGUGGUACAGUAAUGUAUUUCUAGCUAAGCAUGGUUGCAUCAGUGUGGCAGCUACUGUUUGUGCUUUUAAUAUUAUUUCUUUUUUUACCUCUUCUGCAUCUUUGUCCUCUACAUAUCUGUCACUGAGGAGGGGAGAAGUUGGGACAAGGUCUGAACAAGCAUGUGGAUGUUUUUGUCACCAAAUCCCACGUUUUGAUUGAAUUUAAAGACUUUGAGGAAGAGGAUUAUUACAUAAGUGAAAUGGAUAGCUUUUUCUUUAUCUGGUUGAUGCCUCUGGAGGCCAUCUUUGCUGUCCGUUUCUCUUCUGUGGGUGCAAAGAUGUACUGAAAGAUGAACGGAAAAAAACCCUCUACGCCCCUUUUGUUCUGUGCCAUAUUUCACCAACUGUUAAGUGAAUAUUCGUUACUUUCUCCUUAGUAACUGGUGAAUUCUGAGUCCUUGUUAUGUCUAGCUUCCUGUGAAUCUGUGUUUUCCUAUUGCUGUCCUAUUCCUCAUAUUGUUGUUGAUGCAUAUUGCCUGUUUCACUUUUUCUCUUUGUUACUGUAUUCUCCGUGUUUAUCCUACUUUCACUUCAGAGGCUGUUUUGCAUCCCUGCAACCAUUCAAACAUUCAGGGAUGCAAAGUUAUGUCAGAUCAUAUGUUCUGCUCCCUCUCAUGUCCACUUUUAAGUUUCAUUUUUGGUCUUCAGUCUGACCUUUGCCACCCUCACCAGUAGCAGUCAUAAUAAACUCUAUAAUGGUCGUUAAAUUGGUGUCACUAAUGGUGAUAAUCUAUUGUAUUUUUUUUAAUUCUCCACUGAGCCUUUUGAAACACUAGGUGUCACCAGUGACCAAGUCUGGAAGUGGCAUCACCAUGGUUCAAGGCUUUGAGCCAAAAUCAGUAAAUGAUUUACUUUUAAUAAUCACAAUUGGAUGUCACAUUUUGAGCACUGAGAUUUUCUUUAUUUCUCAGAGUUUUUUUGGACCAAUGCUCCUAAAAACUGGUUCUUGUUUUUAAUGUGGCGGCUCAGUAGAGAGGCAGACCCACAACUAUUUGGGGGAGCUGAAUUUAAAAAAAAAAACUCCCACAGAGCAGGUUUUAGUUAUUCACUGCAUUCCUUGCCUCUCGUUUAUUUCAAUUUGCACUUAAGUGGAAAUGGAGAGUUUGGGACGCCUCGAUGUGUUCAGGGGAGGAAAUGCAAAGUUGUCUUAACCAUGGGUCUUCUGUCAUCUUUUUAUUUUCCUCAAUACUUUUGUCCUCUGUGACAUUUUCAAACGUUGAAAGAUGGUAACAUUAAUGACUCAGUUCUUUUUAUUAUUAUUUUUCUCCACCUCCAGUAUACUUUUAAUUCUGCCCUUCUUCACUUUGACAGUGAAAUUGCGAGCAGAACCAUUCAUAAACACUCCUCCUCUCCUUCCACCUCCCCUCUCGUCUUUUUUUGCCUUGCAGUUGCUAAGUCUUAGUUUUCAUGAGUAUAAAUUAAAACACUACUAUCACAGUGAAUAGUAGGCUCUUAAAUGUCUUUGAUGUUCUGCUGCAGCUUUUUAAUUUCAAUUUGUCAGAGAUAUCUCUUAGUUUAAUUUGACACUAAAUGUGAUGCAAAAAGUGGAAAUUCCUUGUCUUCCAAAAAAAAAAAGCGUACUCGUAUCCCCCCCCAGGAUCGAGUAUUAGGAACAACCCCAACUUUGGAAGUUUUAGUUUGGUACCCAGUUUGCACAUGCUAUGGUAUAUCUGUUACCGUAAGGUUGUGUUUGAAACUGAAGCCCAACGUCUGUUCAGCGUUGAGAGAAGUGAACUGUAUGUUAGCUAUUUGGUCCGGAGUGAAGGACCAGCGUCAGGCUUGUGAUAUGAAGUGUAAAUCUGUUUUUCAUUUUUGUUUUUUUAUGUUUUAUUUUUUUUUUUGUUGUUGAGGGUUUUUUUUAAAGAUCAGUUAGUGAUCUAGUACUAUAACUAAGCCAAGUUUGUAAUUGUAUAUUUACUGUAAAAUGUAGAACAUUGAAUAACUAUUAAAAUUUUCCUAUAAAAGGAA